CUGGAAUAGCACGCGGGAGUAAGAAUGGCGAAGCGAUUACGUACUCAGAGGUUUAAACAUAAAGUAACAUAGAGAGUGGGAAGUUCAGAUGGUUCAGUUUUCUGAAUUAUGGCAGGUUCUGAUGGUGAUCAGAGCAGUAUUAAUCUUAGUCUUCGCCUUUGUCGAGGAUCCAGUGACUCUAGGGAAUCUUUUUAUAUGGACUUCGACCGCGGUAUCGACUCUGACAUCGAAGAAAUCGGGUCAGGGACCUGUAGUCCUUCUCAUGUGCCCGCAAACUCAGGUCAAGACACUAAAGUCUUAUUCACAAAGGCCGAGCCAGGGCAGAAAAAGACGGAAGCUGACAGACACUCUACGAUAUCAGAGGAAUGUUCCACUGAGCUGUAUUUAGAAGGGGAGUAUCCGGGUCCAAGUAAAGGAGAUUGGGCAGAUUCACCUCAGUCACUUCGAAAACCAUUGAAAGCAUCCAAAUCCCCUGAAGAACAUCAUCUGGUGAGGAAUGAUUCUUCUGUACAUAUUUCCACCAGUUCAAUUAAUAUGCCUGGAAAGAACAUAGAUGUGACAACUACCCAUCUAGCCAAGCAAGAAGACAUUUUAAUUCCAAAAGAGUGUCCAGUCCAAAGAAGUGAAGAUUCUGGUCUGGGAACAACAAGUAACCUUCAAACAAGUCCUAGGAAACGACCUGGUCAACUGACUAUGGACUUGAAACAGCAACCUAUCUCUUGCAGCAGUUCAUUCCUAGGUUCUUGUUCAAGUCUGGCCAAUACACCCACCUUGGAAAAGAAUGGCCAAUGUGGCUGGAAAAAAGAGGGGGAUGGUGUAGUGAAGAUGUUGAGUGCUAUUUAUGCUAAGCUCUUGGUUGUCAUGGGAAUAUGUUUCCCUCUUGGUGAAGUCAUUUCACAUCGAAUUCCUAUUUCUUAUUAUGAGGGGUUCUACUUAUAUCUCUACUUUGGCAGCAUUGCUUUCCUCUUCUAUGUUUAUGUUUUUCUGCUGAGUUGUGACAAUAAAGAUGAGAACACCCACUCUGGUCGAGCCCAAAAGUUUGUUCAGAGGUUUUUCAAAAGAUUAAUUCCAGUUAAUCGCAACAGCAGUUGUAGCCUGAGCACCAACAGUAACCACAAGAAAAAAGUAAAUGAUGGCCCUCAUUGUGGCAGUUUUUACCUUAGACUUGGAGCAGUAGCUUUUGGAAUUGGAAGUAUGAUUUACUCCGGAUUAGAGUUUGGACAGUUUUUUGAGCUCAAGAAAAAGUCCCACUGUUACAACAUUUUGUAUGGUCUAACCCCCAGCACAAGAAUGGCAUUCACCUUCAUUCAGUUAUAUUUUAUUUUCCUUAAUUCAAGGAUGGCUAUUAACAAGUUCAAAACAUUAGCCAGGUUUGGUUUGAUGCACAUGAUUGCAACUAAUCUUUGUGUCUGGCUGCAUGUGCUUGUUGCUGAGACUAAACAUGAGAUCAUGACAAUCAUAAACCAUAAUUACACAGCGAAGGUUCCAUCUUUUGUACUGCAGGUUAAAGGAGAUUUUGCUGAUGAUCAUCACAAAUUGAAGGAAGAACAAAGUAAUCACUUGGCCGUGAAUGGACAUCAGAACCUUCACCAUCAUAGUAUUGAAAAAUCGCUUGAACACGGAAUAUACAUAAGUCAUGAGUGUCGCCGAUCUAACAUUAUGGGUGAACUUGUGCAGGACGCUAGCCCAUUUCUUUUUCCUUGUACAAUCGAAUACAGUUUGAUCUGUGCUGCCAUUUUGUAUGUUAUGUGGAAAAACAUCGGGAAAAAUACGGUUAACGUCGAGAAUACCAGUAAUGGUUCAUAUUCCUCUCGACAUCGCCACCAUUAUACUGUGGACUGCACCAAAGCUAACAAGGGCCUCUUCACUGGCAUUAUUGUUUUGGUUUUGGCCAUCAUCAGCUUAAUUCUGUUCUUUGUCCUCAUCAACAAAGAAUUGUACAAGAAUUUAGCAGUCAUGGAAGCUCAUAUCUUCGAACUUGCUCUAUAUAUUUUGACGUCACUCGUGGUGAUUAUAGCCUUCAUACAAAUAAGAGAGCUAAGAUACAAUCCUUACAGGAAUAUUGAGCUGGAUAACAUUUUGCUAAUUGUAUCUCAGAGUGGACUUUACAUUUUCACCAUGUUCAGUAUUAUUGGUGGUCAUUUCACAAUGGAUAAGAACACAGUGUUGGUUUUGCUAACAGCAAUAGCGUGCCUUAUCCAAGCCACACUACAGACAAUUUUCAUUCUGGAUACUUCCCGACGCUAUUGUAAAAAUAGUGACCAGAUGAGAAGGAAACCUGGCCGAGAGAUGGUCACCUUCCUCCUGGUUUGCAACUUUGCCAUGUGGUCUAUCAACACUUUAGAAACUCGUAGAGCUGAUUCCAAUCCUGUUCAGAUGCAUUUCUACGGCUUCUGGGCCUGGACAAUCAUCACUCAUGUGACUACUCCUUUGACAAUUUUCUUUCGAUUUCAUUCUACUGUCUGUCUCUGUGAUAUAUGGAAACGUUGUUACAAAGUUAGAUCUGAACUGAUAUAAGUAUUGUGGUAAAUCCCAGAAACUUGGGUAUGAAAAUACUAAAGUUUGAAAUUAAAUAAUUACUACGAAGUUGAGUCAGAGUUCAUCCUGGUGAUAUUGAAAUAUAGGUUAGAUUUUUUUUUGUUUUUAGCUACCUGAAAAAUAAAUAUUUGACUUCAAAAAUUACCAGUUUAGAAACUUUUUUUUUUUUAGUAGUAAAUGUAAUCUAAAUAAUGAUGGAUGCAAAUACCAUAGCACCCCCUGUUCGAUGUAAUUACUAAAUAUUGUAGGGUUUUUGUAUAUGUUGUCCUACCGUCCGGGUAUUUGUGUUUUUAUGUGUAAGUUAAUUUUUUAAGAGGUUAACAUUUAUCGAUUGAUUUUUAGGUCGGCAAUUUACAGUAUUCUAAAUUAUACAUUUUUUUCUGAUCGUUCAAAAGCUGUUAUACACGUUGCUAUCUACCUUUCAAAGUAUUAAUCCUGUAAAUAAUAUCAGAUUAUGCAUUUCUUGUUUAUAUAAAGAGAUGUUUUUAAAUUUUUAUACUAACUAUUAACACAAUAUUUAAACAUAAAAUGGAGAUGAUCACGUGUGGUUAGUUUAUUUCUUUUGAAAAUAAGGCAGAAAUCAGAAGAAUAUGUUGCCGUUUACAUCAAAUUACAUGCGAUUUUAUAAAAUGCACUCUGAAUUUUCUAUUUUCUAUAAAAUAUUUAGCUAUAAUUAAAUUAAAAGCAAUAAUUAUAGAAUACAGAACAAGCUAAGGUAUAUUACUUAGGCCUAUCGACUGAAAUAGAGGUAGUGUGGCCCACUGACUAAUGCUUUGGACUCGCAAUCGGAAGGUUACAAGUUCGAUGAUUUCUUGCGACAUGUUGUUGUAACCUUCAACAAAACUCUUAACUCCAAUUCUUUCAAUCUACCCCGAUCUAUAAUGGGUAACAGCGGGUAGUUGGGGGUUAACUUGUAAUGGACUGGCAUCCCGUCCAGGGUAAUUGAUGGGUUACCAGUCUCAUCGGUAUGCUACAUUCAAACUGGAUUUCAUCGCCAAUUAGGCAAGCGAUGAAUUUACUUUUAACCAUCGAUUUAAGUUCGUGUGUCUCCUCCAAACACAAACACACACACAUUGCUGUCUUGCCUACAGUAUUAAGAAAUAAAAGUUUAUUAUAAAACGCAGUUAUGCUUUACUGAUGGUAUAAAAAUAUAUAAAGAACUGGACACAAAUGUUGUCGGAUAAUUUAUAGAAUGAUUCACCUGGAAUGUAAAGGAUAGUAAAAGUUUUGUAUUAUGUAAACUUUACUUAACGUCAUAAAAAGAAACUAGGCCAACUGUGACUCUCGUUUGGAGACCAAAACGAAGGAAAAAAAAUAUCCCGAAACAUCCUGUAACAUGUUGUACUCACGUAAAAAAAACGUCGCGAAAAUGACAAAAAGCGUGUUCCUCUCCUUGUUCUACGUAUUGACAAAAUAGUAACUAAAAUAUUAUGGCAAAAGCUCCUGUGUAAAUAGAAAUAUCUUAAAAAUAAUCCAGUGAUAUUUAAAAAGUGUCACUUAAAAUAUGCUAAUUAUCAUAAAUGAUGCUAUUGAAAUUACUGCAAGAAGAAAAGUGCCACGAAAAUGAGAAGUUUACUUAAAUGAAAAAUUAAAGAUGUGUUAUUUUCACAAUCGAUAAAAAAAAAAACAAUAUAUUCACAAUACUUAACCGACUGAAUAUUUAAAGUCAAGGGAUUAAUUGACUUCCCUUUCAAACUAAAGAUAAGCACGUGUUUCAACUCAACAAUUUUAUUUUCAAGUCAUACCUACGGUAAUAUGUGAUUAUUCCUACUCAUUUCUUUCUUUUUUUUUU
Limulus polyphemus (Atlantic horseshoe crab) is the source of this 4330-nucleotide messenger RNA. Its product is annotated as otopetrin-2-like. Gene Ontology annotation, molecular function: proton channel activity. Bases 109 to 2517 code for a protein of 802 amino acids. The transcript has 8 exons. Gene Ontology annotation, biological process: proton transmembrane transport. NCBI's taxonomy places the organism in Eukaryota, Metazoa, Arthropoda, Merostomata, Xiphosura, Limulidae. Gene Ontology annotation, cellular component: membrane. The record is from RefSeq and is a predicted model, not a curated record.